AUGGCGAUGCGAAGAAGUGUUGUGCUUAGUGUUGGGCGUCUCGCCUUGCAAGUACUGCUGCUUGCGGAGGUGGCAUGGCAGGGUUCGGCGUUUCGGCCGUUCGGUGGCAGCGUGAGGCCGCAAUCAAUGACACGAUGGGAGCUGGCACUCAUACCAACCUUUCGGCACGGGAGAAUACAACGGCAUGGCGGCCGCAGCCAAGGAACACGCAGGCGACAGCAGGGCUGCGGGGCAACGAGUCGUCGAAACGGAAUCGAUGCACCACCGUCAUCAUCAUCAUCAUUGCCGGGGCAGGAGCCUGUAAAUAGUGGCGUGAAAAUGGACGACAAGGCGGAAGUGUCACGGGCUUCAGUAGACGUGUCCGUUGCGGGCGUUGAUGUGGCAAGGACCGGAGACAAGGGCAAGCGAAAACGGAAGCGAGAGGAUCCUUCGAAUGAGCCUUUGCUUGAGGGAUACGCGUCCCGACAUUCUGAGCCGGAGUCCCCUUGCCUUGCCGGCGUCCGAGAAGCCACCAACAAGGGGCAGCCGGGGGGCGCGCACAUGGUAUCUGGCCAUCUGCAGGGGGAACUGCUCAAGCUAUUGACCACGCUAAGCGGGGCGAAGCGUGUGCUGGACAUCGGCACUUUCACGGGCUACUCUGCAUUAGCUUUCGCUGAGGCGUUGCCAGACGACGGGGUGGUCGUUACGCUGGAGUCCGACGCGAGAGCGGCGGAGACCGCGAGAGGUCACUUCGCUUCCAGCCGAGACGGUAACAAGAUCCGGCUCUUGCUUGGGCAGGCGAUGGACACCAUCGAUCAGUUGAUCGACGAUGAAGAAACCCCGCAGUUUGAUAUUAUCUUCAUCGACGCGGACAAAAAAAGGUACUGGGACUACUUUGAGAAGGUGCUCUCCGGGCCACGGCCCUUGUUAGCCCCUACGGGAUUGCUGUUAGCCGACAACGUCCUCUUCCACGAGCUGGUGCCAUUCGCCGAGGCCAUGGGGACAGCCACGACAAGGGAGGGCGAAGAAAUUUCGCCGCCGUCGAUGGGGGGGGAGGGAGCAAGGGCAAUCGGAGCGGGCGUGCUCGCGCCCACACCUAGGAGGAUGAAGAUCGCAGAGUCUUUGGACCGGUUCAACAAGCGCGUCAAGGAGGACGGUCGGGUGGAGGUCCUGAUGCUGCCGUUGAGGGAUGGCUUGUCCGUCGUCAGGUGGCGGGCCAGGGGAUUUCCCGCACGUUAACGGGGACUUCAAUUUUUCUUCUUUCGUACAUAGUAGAUGGCUGUCUGGGAGAGCGUCGACGUCUAUAUCUUGUGGCGGCCAAAUCCCGUCCCGUGGUAGGUACUUGUGUGGGUGCUACCAUUGAGCUAUGGGUUGGUUGCUGGGACGCUAAGGAGCAGAUGUACCGCUGGCUGCGAUCCCUGAACCCCUCUUGCUGAUUAGAAAUAGCAACACGUUCUGGUAUGAUACAGCAUAACUUUACUCGCGGCAUGUGGUUGGAGCGCACGAAUGUCAUGUCAUAGCGUAAAUGGGUGUCCCGUAAGGCUGACUCCCCAUGUGUGCAUCUCAAGAGUUGGGCACGGCCUCGUCAGCCAUUCCUGAAGAGUCAUCGCGUCAACAACCAGCCAGUGUGUUGUGUACGGUAGUCUCGUCCCUCGGUGUCAUGUGAGCAGAAGGUAUGCAU
Molecule: messenger RNA, 1660 nt
Organism: Ectocarpus sp. CCAP 1310/34
Lineage: Eukaryota; Phaeophyceae; Ectocarpales; Ectocarpaceae
Source: the annotation of a GenBank genome assembly